This is a messenger RNA of Coregonus clupeaformis (lake whitefish), 1312 nucleotides long. Its product is annotated as protein ZNRD2-like. The record is from RefSeq and is a predicted model, not a curated record. The coding region runs from base 203 to 901 and encodes 232 amino acids. The transcript has 4 exons. Lineage: Eukaryota; Metazoa; Chordata; Actinopteri; Salmoniformes; Salmonidae.
GCUGUGGUCUAUCUUGGUUUAGUUAUUUUAAAAUAUAUAUUUUACUGUACUGUCUCUUAGCUAGCUAGCUAUAGUCUUCCAAUACGACAGGUGGCAGUAACAGACCUAUAACGUUACAUUUCAAACUUAGUGGACGCAUGUGUAGCUGCAUAAAUUUUUUGUAAAGAAACGGCGUGCAGCAACCAGGCAUAGCAGUGGAAUCAUGGCACUGAAUGCAGACGACGAUGACUUCGAGUGGACACCCCCUUCAGAAUCUGAGAUGAAGGUUAUUCAUGCUCAGCGGGAACGACAGGACAAAAUAAGCAAGCUCAUGGGUGCCUACCUCCUCAAUGGCUACAAAAUGUUAGGAGAAUGCUGCGAGCAAUGUGGGACGAUUCUCCUUCAGGACAAGCAGAAGAAGAACUACUGUGUUGCAUGUCAGGAGCUGGACUCUGACGUAGACAAGGACAACCCAGCCCUAAAUGCCCAGGCUGCCCUGUCACAGGUCAGAGAGAGACAGCUAGCCUCUCAGCCUUUCCCUCUGGACAAUGGAGCCCCCUCCAGUGACGCUCCCCUCUCCAUCACAGGGCAGCCCCGACCAGAGCACUGUGAGGGGGCUGCGUCAGGACUGAGAGGACCCCUACCUCCACCAGCAAACCCCACCCCUGCAACCACCGUGACCCCCAGCUUCCUCCCUGCGUCCACCCCCUCCAUCCAGCCAGUCCAUGUGCCAGCCCCCAUAGUAGCCCUUGCACCUCACCCAGCCCUGUCCAGUGCUGAGGACGCAGUGCUGCACAAGCUGCGGUGGGCCACACAGGAGCUCCAGCACUCAGCCUCAGUAGAGGCUAGUAUCCAGCUGUGCAGUCUCAUCCGCAGCUGUGCAGAUUCACUGCGCAGCCUGAAAGAGCUUCACCAAUCAUGAGACUGAACUGAUGGAAAUUCUAAAAACAGAAACAAGGCAUAAACACACGCCCACAUAAGCAACACCGGAAGUUAUAGCAGCUUGAUUCCCUUGCAAAGGUUUUUGUGGCAAAAGUGAACUGCUUCACCUCUGCCGGUAAAGGUUAUUGUAAUAAACUUGGACAACUGUCUGUGUAUGCAUCAUUUGUAUUUUGAGGACCUGUAGUGUUACAUCUUUUAAAACAUUGCUGUUACUUUUGAUUUGAAGGCUUCUCUGUGGAUUCAGGGUAAAGUUUUGACACCAACUUGCAUGGUGAGAAUGGGCACCUCUGAGUGGUUGAAUAUCUCUGAACUAAAUAUAGUUGAGUGUUGUUUGACUGGUUGAUAUUAAUGUACAUCAAUUGUUUAUAAAAAUUGGAAUUCAUCCACUUUA